Messenger RNA from Lachancea mirantina, 1713 nucleotides. Lineage: Eukaryota; Fungi; Ascomycota; Saccharomycetes; Saccharomycetales; Saccharomycetaceae. The record is from the annotation of a GenBank genome assembly.
AUGUUUGUUUUGGUCGAACAAAUUAAGGCUCAGCCGUAUAUUAGUAACGAAACCAGCAACUCACGCAUUGGCAGCUCAUUGAUAAGACUUAAAAGUCAGUCCCUGUUUGCAUUCGUUGCCCUAACCUCAGCUCAAAUAGAGCACACUACAAUGGGAGGGCGCCAGGGCCAAAACCUAUUCACGGAAGCGGCCAUUAGAGCGCCUAAGCUGCCUCAAAAUGAGUUCCCUGUUGAUUCUACGAAAGGAGACUCAACGGUCACCGAAAGAGCCAAAACGCCGCCUCAGAUAUGCACAAGUCAUUUUUCAGGACCGGAGAUCCAGAUGUUACCUACUCCGAUCGUUUAUACACCUUGUUCUCCGCAAAUAGCGUCUCCACAAGACCCUAAUUUGCCGCAAGUUCGCGACACACCGAGUGCUGGGAAGAAAAGGUAUCAUGGUCUAACACCGGCCCCAAUCACCUUGAAAGAGGAUUUGGGAAUUUCGAAUGCCGCGGGUGUCAAAGUUAAACCCAGAAUGGUGUCGGAUUUUGCACCCCAAAGCGCUUUGUCGCCUUCGACGUUGUCGACGCUUUCCCAAAGAGUAACGUCUUUAAGUGCUGUGGAUGAACGUUUAGAACCUGUAUCAGAGACGUCGUCCACGGAUCAAGCAACAAUUGCUCAAGUCAUCAUUGAUUCUCGGGACCAAGGCAUCCAGCAAAUCACGGCGUUCCCUUUAUCUGACUUAAAGCGGGCACUUUGUUUGCGUGAAACGCGCCAAAUUGGCAGCGGAAAUUUUAGUGAUGUGUUUUUGUUCGAGUUAGUAGACCAAAGCAGUCCAGAAUUCAACCAAGUCGCCGUCAAGCGCGUUAAAUAUCCGGAGACUCUCACGACAUCUACAUCGCCCAAAUCGCCCAAAUUUCGAGACAUGCUGUCGCGGGUCGAGAGCUCGUUGAAAAGAGAACUCGAAGUACUGUCCCAGAUUUCGCAUCCCUGCAUUGUAAAACUGAUGGCCAUAAAUGACAAGGAGUUUUUGAUAAAUGAAAGGCCAUUGAGUUCGAGAAACCUGGCCAAUGGACUGCCUCCAUGCGAUAUGAUAAUGUCGUAUUGUGCUGGUGGAGAUUUGUUUGAGGUUGCCGCUCACAGUGAGCUACCGCAAUGGCUUAUACAAAGAGUUUUCAGCGAAUUGGUACUCGCAGUAAAGUAUUUGCAUCAAAACAACAUUGUACAUCGAGACAUUAAACUCGAGAACGUGUUGUUACGUUUCCCAAUCGAUCAUAUUUUGACUAUGGGAGAAUCUUCGGACGUCUUGUGCAACGAACAUGUCAUAGAGCUCGCAGAUUUCGGCCUAUGUAGGCGCAUGGACCCCGGUGAAAUGUGUACAACCAGAUGUGGUUCCGAGGAUUAUGUUUCGCCAGAAAUUCUGAUGGGAGUUCCCUACGAUGGGAAACUGAGUGACAGUUGGGCCUUGGGUGUGGUACUUUUUGCACUUUUAGAAGAUCGACUGCCAUUUGAUCCUUUGCCCACAUCUGCACGCAGUUCUCGUCAACGAAGAAGGUCGACGGUACACCGGAUAUCUUGUUACGAGUGGCAAUGGUUGAAAUUCGUCGAUGAGGCGCAUCCGGCAAAAGAAAUCGUUGCCAACUGUUUGCAAAGGAAAACAACGCGUUGGGAUGUAAUGAAAAUCUCAGAAACACCCUAUGUCAGUCAAGAAAUCAGGCGUCUCAAAUUUCUGUAA